AUUCCCUCUCACUUCUCAAUCUCGACGCAGUUCACAAUGAGGGUGCUUCUUUGGUUCAGCAUUCAUGUCGCACGUGCCUCGGGACGCCACCCCGAUCCAUAUUGACCUUCAGGUAUGGGGAAGAGGCAUGACGGAGUACCAAUGGUCUGGCGACAUUGCCGUGGGCAAUCCGCCCCAGAUCUUGUAAGUUUGAACCACGAACAAGUACUUUGUUGCGUUGCUUGACCGUCGAAUUUAUUCGCUCUUGGCUGCCUUUUUCAAUGCUGACUCCCGGCAGUAACGUCGUCUUUGACACGGGUGCGGCAGCCCUCCUACUACCCCGUAGCAACUGCACCACGUGCGGCGGGCACCACAAUCUCUUUGAUCCCUCCAGUUCCGGCACAUUCUCAGCUCAGCCGGGAGUGUGGAUCGAGGGUCUCUUCGCCGGCGCCACUGGCCACACUAUCCCGUCCACAGAUCCCCAAGGGGCAAACUGCACCGCCGUCAUCGACACGGUACACGUCGGCGACCGUCAGGCUCAGCAGCAGCAGUUCCUCCUGUGCGACGUCUAUUCGCCAGGCCUGGCCGAGCAGCUAGCCGACGGCAUCUUUGGGCUCGGCUCGACCCGCAGAUUCUCCUUCGGCCCGUGGACCAACUUUUCGACCGCGUACGGCAACCUACUCGACAGCGGGACCUUGCGGCGGCCCGAGUUCGGCUUCUCACUCAUCGAGACAAACACCCGGAGCGGCCGGCUGACACUUGGGGGAACCGACCCCUCCUUAUACAUCCCCGGCACGCUCAAGACAAUCCCAUUGGACUGGCCACUGUCCGAGAGCAGGGGCAGCUGGGUCGUCGGGGUACAGGGGGCUCGCAUCGGCGGCAGCCUGCUGGCCAACUCGACCGACUCGGUCACGCUGGUCGACACCGGCGCGGCAGUCGUCGUCACGCCCGACGUGGAGACGACGCGCAACCUGUACGCGCUCAUGUCAGACCAGAUCCAGCCCAUCGCCGGCUGCCGCGGCUGCUGGGGCGCGCCGUGCGACGUCCUGGAUCAGGCCGUUAGGGACGUCACCUUCACCCUGGGCGGUGCCGGCGACGGCGGCCUGGGACAAGAGCAGGUCGACGUCACGCUCGACAAGGCCUUCAUCAACGUCGGCGAGUACCCGGGCGUGCCGGGCCUCUGUCAGGGCGUGUUCCUGGACCCGCCCCGGCCGGCGAGGGAGCCGCUGCAGGGCCGCCGCGCGUGGAUCGUUGGGUCGCCGUUGUUGAGGUCGUAUUAUACCGUUUGGAAUUCGGAGGAGAGGACGCUCGGGUUUGCAAGCCCGUCGGUUGGGGGCGGCGAGAAGAGGAACUGAUCAGACUUGGCUGGGGGACAUGUGUGGCUUUCGAUGGGUUCUUCUUGCGUUGGUUUUGAGUUUUGCCUGGUGACUAAGCGGUGGGCUCGACGACUCGAAUUUGCCGGUCCGUGGCUUUUCAAGCUUUGCGUUUCCAUUUAAACCUCAAGAGUCAUAGUGAAAAUCACAAUAAUCCAACAUUUACCCGCAGGCAGCGACGCGAGAAAG
Molecule: messenger RNA, 1541 nt
Organism: Canariomyces notabilis
Lineage: Eukaryota; Fungi; Ascomycota; Sordariomycetes; Sordariales; Chaetomiaceae
Product: acid protease
Exons: 2
Coding region: 261-1334 (357 amino acids)
Biological process (GO): proteolysis
Cellular component (GO): fungal-type vacuole
Molecular function (GO): aspartic-type endopeptidase activity
Source: RefSeq, a predicted model, not a curated record